ACCGACUUUUUAAAACAAUAAAAAUCAACACUACUGAAACAUUCACGUAACGCAAGACUGUAUUACAAAGCGGGAAAUCGCGAUCAAGUCGGGAGCGAGGUUUCGGUUCGUUAAGGAAGUAGAGCAGAAUAUAAAAUGGCAUAAAUCCAUAAAACAAUAUCAUUUUAUUUAAUUCAAUCUGUGUUGUAUAUGACAAUUGUAUUAUUGUGCACUCGCCUAAUUGUCGAUUUAGUACACACCUGGUGCUGGUGUGCGACUGCGACAACCAAUGGCUGUCAAAUUCGACUGAUUUAAGUACGAAUAAGCAUGUCCAGUCGCAAGGGUCGCAAGCUCUGACAGUGCUGUGCGGCACCGCACUUUUUUCCGUUUACGUCAUUAGGCGAGACACGAAAUUUGAAAAAAAGGAGAUGCAACACACUAUUAUUGCAUCAGCUGUGAGUUCCCGAUUAAACCAAUAACCGAUUCAAAUGAUUCACGUAGAUACGUUGCCAUGAACAGCGGUUAUGUUUUUCAAUGGAAAACGAAAUAACGACAAUGGCGGCAAUGUUCCCAUCAAAGAGAAGACUUGAGAAGGAGUUGACGUCGUUAAUCCGCGAACCUCCGCCCGGUGUACAUGUGGACGAAGACCUUGCUGGUCAAAAUUUAACGCAAUGGAUUGUUCACAUGGAAGGUGCUAAGGGUACCUUGUACGAGGGAGAGCAAUUUCAACUGCAGUUUAAGUUUAGUUCUAAAUAUCCGUUCGAUUCGCCGGAGGUGACGUUCAUAGGUGGAAACAUACCAGUGCAUCCGCAUAUUUAUAGCAAUGGCCACAUCUGCUUAUCCAUUUUGACUGAAGAUUGGUCACCAGCUUUGAGCGUGGAGAGCAUCUGUUUAAGUAUCGUAUCGAUGCUGAGCAGUUGUAAAGAAAAGAAAAGGCCACCUGACAAUUCCUUUUAUGUGAAAACAUGUAGUAAAAAUCCAAAGAAAACGAAGUGGUGGUACCAUGAUGACAGUGUAUAACAGCAACUGCUAGAGUCAUUAACAACUUGUCAAUGCGCAGUUAAUGCUGGACCAAGUGGAACGAUGGUUUCUGUGUCUUAAAGUAAUUACUAAAAUUUCACAGAUGAAAUUGCUGAUAUAAUUUUAUCAUGUAUUUAAAGAAUUAGGUGCAUAAGUUAGAAAACGAGAAUAAAGCGAAGGCUGCAUAUUA
Molecule: messenger RNA, 1189 nt
Organism: Ceratina calcarata
Lineage: Eukaryota; Metazoa; Arthropoda; Insecta; Hymenoptera; Apidae
Product: ubiquitin-conjugating enzyme E2 W
Exons: 4
Coding region: 514-999 (161 amino acids)
Source: RefSeq, a predicted model, not a curated record